ACCGGCGCGCGUCUUGACUGUAGGUCGUUUGACGCGUUCAAGAGCUUUCGCUCACUUCAGGUUUGGCUUGUCAGGUUUCCUAAACUUCAAGUUUGUGAUAUCAUUAGCAUUUGUCUUUUGGGUUCGCUAUUGAACGUAGGUCUGUCACAUGCUUUUAUGGGUCGUCGGUUAUUUCCCUGUCAUGUAAUUCCUAAUCUACGAUCUUCACACGUGGUACCGUUUGUACACAGCACAUAGUGCGCUUACUCUAUCAAGAAAGUGUGUCGUUUCGAGCUACAGACCAUCUGCUUUGUGUUCUUAUCUCGUUGAAGGGUAUGUUCAUGGGGCAGUGGCAACCGCGUAAUGAAGAUGGACAUCACAACAGGUUGUCAAGCCUAUGAUACAACGGUAGUGAGUCACAUUAGGCUCAGCAGCCUCCUAAAGUAUGACGGGUUUGUUCAUUAGGCUGAGGUCGUAGUAGCGCACGUUAAUUUCUAACCGCAACCUCGUUGAUGCGCAAACUCUGUGUUAGUCCGUUAUAGAUGGGCGGCAUAUACCUCUUCAGUCGGGCUCGCUUGUCUUUAGUGUCCAUCUGACUUCGAGCAGUGGCGAGACUCUAAUUUGGCAACGACCCUUGAACGAAUCUUAAAUGACCUUGACAAUUAUUAGCCAAUCAGAAGACAGUAUAAAGUGAAAAUAUAUUGUAAGUAAUGAAUUACAGUGGAUAUUCUUUUAAAUGAUUUGAAAACGUGUUAAGGUUUGAUAAAGGUUCAGAGGCUCUGAAUUCAUGAUGUAUAUGGUAUAGAAACUCGUCCAUAGGGUUAGUGGUUAGGGUUGUAGCCUAGGGUUAGGGUUAAGGUUAGGGUCUCGCCGAUCAAUCGUGUAAUUUGUAUAAUGGAUUAGGCUGAGUCAGAGUCGUACGAUACUCAUAAUAAUCUUACUGUCAGGAUUUAACACACCCUAUUCUGAAAUUAACUAAUCAUAAAAACCUGACAUACCAUUUUUACAGACUCCUGAGUGUCAUUUGUCUGUAUGGACUUUGGCUUAUGACGGCUUCUGUUUGGUGUCUAGUAGAUUACGCUAUUGGUCACAAGGUUGCCCCUUUCAUUUGCUGUAGAACACAUAAGAUGGGUUUUCGUCUACAGAUAGUAUUGUUGGUGAUCUUGCUCACUAUUAACUUUUGCUGGUUUCAUUAUCACUAAAUGAGUAUUUUGUGUUCAAUGAAUCCACUUGGGUUAGUUCUUAUUAUGCCCUGGUACGGCCGAGAGUGGGGAGGGUCCGCUAUCCUUCUCGAAAUGCUCUCACAUGGCCACGCGUAUAUAGCCUCUGCCAAGCAAAUCCUACUCACUGCCUUCUCGUGGCGAGAGUGUUGUUUACGAAAAUGAGAGGACGAAAAGCGAAUGUCCGGCGCUUUAACCGGAUUCCAAACCAAUGGUGCACAUGGGCUCCAGUAUCCUGCGAGAACAAAUGGCGUAUGAACCAAUUGUUGGUCACCGGCUUCCAUGGGACUGCAUCUCCAUACGAUUCUCCACUGCCUUUUGGAUCAGACCUUCAGGUCGAAGGCUCCGGGUGUGACCCCCUAAGAAAACCACCUACUGCGGUUUGGACACCCGGGCAGUAUCAUAGCCCUCACAUAUAUCGAAUGAGAUUUGUGUUGCACAUAUGUAUUUGGUGCCUUCUUGUACCAAUAUAUAUGUGUUGAAACAAAAUAAAAAUAAAUAAGUUCUUAUUAUCUUUCAUAUCAUGCUAGCUUGAUAGGGGGCGACCAACAGCUUUUAUCUACUGUGUUAACAGCUGCAUACCAAUUGGUUAAAGGUGUUUUCUCCAAAAAUAGCUAUCAGCGUUUGUUAUUCUAGAAUCCUACUCCGUAGAUCGAUCACUGACUACUUAUUAUCUUGUAUUCAUAUGGUUAUUUAAAAUAUGCUUAUUAAGUUUUAGAACUACGCUUUUCAUUUUCUCAGACUCCUUGUUACGUUAUUUGACCUGGCGAACUGGAAUCCCACACAAGAUUAUUCCUUCACUUCUCUACCAAACAAAACCCGUUAGCCUAUUAAUACAGUUCUUUCAACAUGUUUUUGAGGCCAGAGAGUUUAGGUCUACUUUUCGUGAUACUCAAUAUCUCAUGGUCGGUAGAUCGUGCUAAUUUUAAAACAUGUGACCAGAGCUCGUUCUGUACUCGACAACGACAAAUAAAACCCGGGGGACUUGCGCACAGGUUAGAACCAAGUUCUGUCAAGAUAAACCCACAUGGAAUAACUGCAGUUAUUCACACUGAAGAUCAAAACCAUCAUCUGUCGCUGGAUGUUACCUAUAAUCAACACUCCAUCUUCCGUGUACUCAUUGAUGAAUUGACAGAUGAGUAUAAAAGGUAUCGCGUGCCUACAGGAGACGUUUUGCCAGGCGUUGAAAAGGCCCCUAUCAGGUGUAAAUUUGCUGAUAAUAGUUUAGUGUUGGAUGGACAGUCUGGAUACAAGGCAGUCGUGUAUUAUAACCCUUUUCAUAUCGAUUUUUUCCUGAAUGACAUUGUUGUAGCAUCAGCAAAUAAGAGAAGUCUUUUAAAUUUUGAACAUCAGAGGAAAAAACCGAUUAUCGAUAAAAAUAAGGUAUCUCAAAAUGACAACCAUGCAUUACCAAGUGAAAAUCAUGAGGUUGAUAUUUCUACUGUAAAUAGUUCCGAAGAUUCUUCAGGAAAUACAGAUGUACCAAAAGACUCUACAACCGAUGAAGACAAAGAAGAUGAAAAACAAGAUCAUAUAGAUACAGAGCACACAGUUCCGGAAGAUCAGUCAUGGUCAGAAUAUUUCAAGGAACAUCUUGACACAAGACCUCACGGCUUAAACUCUAUCUCGAUGGAUUUCGACUUUCAGGGAUUCAGUCACGUCUAUGGGAUCCCAGAACAUGCUGAUGGAUUCGUUUUGAAAACUACAAGUGAUGGCGACCCCUACAGACUUUAUAAUCUUGAUGUAUUCGAAUAUGAGGUCCAUAAUAAAAUGGCCUUAUAUGGCUCUGUCCCUGUUAUGUGGGGACACAAUCAAAACAAUACUGUGGGUGUCUUGUGGCUGAAUCCGUCGGAGACAUGGAUCGACAUUGAUCAUUCGAACUCACAAAAUAGCGGAAUAUUUUCAGGUUUCUUUUCGAAGAAACCAGAGAAAUCUUCAGUACAAACGAGAUGGAUAUCUGAGUCCGGCUUAGUAGAUUUAUAUGUGUUUAUGGGUAGUACUCCAUCUGAAGCAAUGCGUUCUUAUGCUAGUGUGGUAGGUACUACCAAGUUACCACCCCUGUUUGCGAUUGGUUAUCAUCAGUGUAGAUGGAACUAUAAUGAUGAAGCUGAUUUACUUUCUGUGGACAAACAUUUUGAUGAAUAUGAAAUGCCUGUUGAUGUUUUGUGGUUAGACAUUGAACACACUGAUGGAAAACGUUAUUUUACUUGGGAUAGAACUAAAUUUCCAAAUCCAAAAGAAAUGGUUGAUAAACUGAAUGUUAAAGGUCGAAAGCUCGUUACGGUUGUUGACCCUCACAUUAAGCGUGACUCCAAUUGGCCUUUAUUCAGUAAUUCCCAAAAUAAUGGGAUUUUCGUCAAAACUAGAGAUGGGACCGAAUUCGAUGGUUGGUGUUGGCCUGGAUCUAGUGCGUGGCCUGAUUUCACUGAUAAAUCUGUUCAGCAGUGGUGGUCAAAUCUAUUCCUUACUUAUGAACCUGUUUGCAAAGAUUCCAUGUUUACCUGGAAUGAUAUGGGUGAACCAUCAGUUUUUAAUGGUCCUGAAGUCACUAUGCAUAAAGAUGCUAAGCAUGCAGGUAAUUGGGAGCAUCGUGAUAUACAUAACUUAUAUGGGUUAUACGUACAUAAGUCAACUUGGGAUGGACUCAUGUUGAGGUCGAACGGCGUAGAACGUCCUUUUGUGUUGACCCGUGCGUUUUUUGUUGGUUCACAACAGACAGCAGCUGUUUGGACUGGAGACAAUACUGCUGAUUGGUCACACUUAAAGAUUUCAACUUCUAUGCUUCUCAGCAUAUCAGUCGUAGGGAUAACCCUAUGUGGAGCUGACGUGGGAGGUUUUUUUGGCAAUACAGAUUCUGAGUUAUUGACAAGAUGGUAUCAGGCGGCUGCUUAUCAACCUUUCUUCAGAGCUCAUGCACACAUAGAUAGCAAACGCCGUGAACCUUGGCUAGUGGCGUCGGAAUAUAUUGAUCCCAUUCGGUAAGUGCAAUAUUCCUCCUGGUUUAAUACAAUGACUUCUUUGUACGAAGAAUAUGAGACGUGCUUUGUGUGGAAAUGAUAACAUUGAUCAGCCUUCCAGACUAAAGUAGUUGGUGUAGAUUUUAAAUUUAUCGAAACCAUUCACUUGCACUUUCAUCAUUGUAUUUAGUGGUAUUUCCCAUGUCUUUUAAGAACACAAAAACAGAAAUCCAGCUAACAGGUCAAAGUGUACCAAUGAACCGGGAAAAGCACAAGAGAAAGAAACUGUAUCCUAAAAGAAUAGUUAGUUGUUCGGGAUAUAUAUCAAAAGGUGUUUAACCCACUCCAUUCAACUGUAUUUCAUACCAUCUGAAAUCCUAUAUCUUCUGGCUCAUAUACCCAAACGACCUCAUCGCUUUUGUGAUGUGCUCACCUUAACUGAUUCAUCCUGUUAACCUAUAAUACAUAUCUAAGGUUUAAUUGACGCAAAGUUGAGAUACUGUAAGUUUUUGCAUAUAGUUCAAGAUUUCUAGAGAUAAUACAUGACAGUAUGAAAGAUUGCGCAAAUUGUAAUUCGUAAGUUUCAUGGAUUUUGCAACUGAACUUAGAUUUUUCUAGACCAUUGAGUACUCAAGAGAAACUUGUCAUGUUUCAAUACAUUCGUCGCUAUACCCCCCCAUGCUAUAUCCGAGCGAAGAUUAAAUCACGAGUAACUUCUGAGACAUUAAUUGACUAAGAUUAUCUACACAUUCUCAUGGUAUAGUCAUUCAAUAAUUAGAUUAUGUAUAUUUAUAUUCCUCUUAUUAUAAGCUUCAUUUUGACCUAUAAUUUAUUAUUAUACGAUUUACUGUCCCUAAAUUAUGCUCAGUUUAUUAACUACUGUCUCCCACGUUCACAGUCACUUUUUGGCUUUAUUGUGUACAAAUGUUAUUUCAUAUUUUAUGGUGCGUUGCGGUCUGUUUGAUUGAUAUAUAAACCCAGUAUGUCUGAAAUAAAUUAUUUGAUUCUCAUAUCGGAAGCUGGUAUUGUUGUUCUGGACUCAAGUGGGCGGGCUAGGCGGACAUAAGACCAAUAAGGACGCUAGACUGCCCUUACCGGUUGAACGUCAUUGAUUUGGCACAGUGCUAAGAUUGUGUAAGUCGUAUUUUGAUUAGUGGAUAAAUCACGUGAUAAAGGCCGGACAUAAAGUCACAACACCCCACCUUUAAACUGUCAUCAAUUUUCUACCGUACACUUUGCACAGAAACUGUUAUCGCUUAGUGAGAUCAUCUUAAGAAAUAAGUAUUCUGCAGUUUCCAUCGAACAGAUUAGCUUAAUAUCCUGACUGUUGACUAAGGUACGAUCACGAAAUGGGGUUCAUUUAAUUGGAAACUAGCAUGUCUUAAUUGAUUCUAUGUUUAGGUAAAUUAAAACCACUAGUGUACUUUGUUAUUAUCACACCAAGGUUUUAGUGUGGUCUAAAUGUCUUUUAGUUCAAAGGUCUAACCAUUUACCUCGAUAGUAUUGUUUUCAUGAUAUUAUCUAUUAUAAGCUCAUUAGGGUAAACAAUCCAGCUUUUACAUUCUUGGACAGCGUAGCGCACAGACGUAAUUUAUUUAGUAUAAAUAAUUAAAACAAAGUGGAGAGAAUUCAUUGAGCUUCUUAAUGCUUUCUUCCAGUGUAAAAUAUGUGUAGCGAGACUCUUCCGGCGACUUAUUUCACAGUUAUAACUUUUUGACUGUGUCGUUGGAAAUGCUUUUGCAUGAAAUACUUGGUUUAAAUCGUCCCCACAUACAUUGCGCUAUAGCUGACGAUGACAUGAAAAUUUACCCGACUAAAAGAAAUUCAAACUUGUAGUAGGGUUUGGCAGCGAAUUUCGAACCUUUUAUCAUUAUGGUCCAAGCACUCAGGAUAACAUUAAAGCAACUACUUUAAAUUUAUUGGUCACACUCGUCGCCGUAUUAAUCAACAAUUUUUCACGUCCUCGCUCUUUGCACUCAUUAAACCUGUAGCUCAAUAAUAUUAAUGAUUUUAAAAUUGGCAUAAUCGGCCAUUAUUGUUUUAAUAUGGAUAUGAAAGCUAAUAAUUUGUUCAUUGAUUAACAUUUUAAUGAUAAUAAGGUAUAGUAAUUAUCCUAUCACUAGUUCAAGUCUGAGUCCGGACAUGGUUACAACUUUAGAUAGUUUGUUUCUCAUCAUAUUUGGGCCAGAACCGUGUGCACCUAACCAUAUAUUUUGAGUUUAUGUUGAUUAUUGAAAUACUCUUAUAUGUAGCCAGAUGUUUUUCAACUUUUGAUAAUAAAAUGAUCGCUUUUAUUUCACAGAAAGGCAAUACAAGCUCGCUAUCAAUUACUUCCAUACUGGUAUACAUUGUUUGCUCGUUCGGAAGCAAACGGUCAACCAGUUAUGGCACCAAUGUGGUUUCAUUUUCCUAAAGAUGUGAAUACGUAUGGUUUGGAUGAUCAAUAUAUGAUUGGAGAAGCUGUGCUUGUGAGUCCUGUCACUGAUCAAGGUGCUGGCUAUGUGCAGUUAUAUUUUCCAAAGGGAACAUGGUAUCAUUAUCCAUCGCUUGAGGUAUUUGCAGGUGGACAGUCGACACAAUAUCCAGUAACGAUAAAUUCCAUACCUGUAUUUUAUCGAGGUGGGUGGAUUAUACCACGAAAAGAGCGUAUACGUCGUUCUUCAUGGCUUAUGCGUAGUGAUCCCUAUACAUUUGUUGUUUGUUUGGACCCUCAGAAGCCUGAUGCCGUUGGUUAUAUAUACAUAGAUGAUUUCCAUUCAACUUCUAAAUCAAAUGCCCAGUUUUUCAAAAUUAUUUACCAACGAGUUGUCGACCCAACGGGUGCAGGUGUGCAUGGUGGACGAUUGCGCUUACAACGUUUACCAUUACCAGGGGAAACUUCCAUAUUACUACCUGAAGAUGAUGUUUUUAUACCGAAAAUUGAACGCUUUGUUAUUGUUGGGUUCAGUAGUCCCUUGGAAAGAAUUACUGUGAUCGAUGCCCAUAAACCACGAAGAAAUAUAGGGUUUUCCAUUACUCCGUCCUCUGCUGGUUUUAAACACGUACCACGCAUUGUCGUUGUUCGUAAACCUGAUCUUCCAUUAAAUGAUGAAUGGGAAGUGCAUUUUGUCACAGGGAAAGAAUCCAGGGAUGAUUUGUAAAUGAUAGUUGAUAUCAAUCCUAUUUCUUCAACAUAGUACUCUCAUGUGUAUAUGAUUUGGCUCCAAGUUAUCUUGUUUUCUGAAACACUUGCUCAGUUUUAAUUUUUACAUCAUUUUUCUCCAUCUCUUCAAAUGUGACGUGUACUCUUACCUGUCUGUUUGUUUUCUUUUCACUUGUCGUCUCGUUUUUUCCUGUUUUUAGCGCAUCUUUCUCAGUUCCCUUUUUCUAUUUUGUCAUUGUGUCUAUGUUUGAAUGUAAACAAAGAAUUUUCUCAUUGCUUUUAUGUAUGUUUUUAUUUUAAAAAGUGAAUUUGUUUAGUUAAGAUAGAAACCUUUUUGAAUUUAUAAUGGGAUCGUC
This is a messenger RNA of Schistosoma bovis, 7654 nucleotides long. NCBI's taxonomy places the organism in Eukaryota, Metazoa, Platyhelminthes, Trematoda, Strigeidida, Schistosomatidae. The record is from the annotation of a GenBank genome assembly.